CGGUACGGGUACCCGGAGUUGAUGUUUGAACGAUUGUGUGCUUUCAAGGCGAAACGUGUGGAUUGCAUGGUCUAUCAACGGUGGGAAGAAGACCCACAGCUUGGGAGAUGGGUGACGACUGUCACUCAAACAGCACGCUACAAGAAUAACAAAGCUUGGUUGGAGACAGUUGUCUUGAAACGAUCUCCUUACCGCACCGGUAGACCGACUUGAGAUGACAACAUCGGAGGGUCGUUUUCGAAUUGAAACGGAAACCAACGACAUCGUUUGGGGAUCCUUCAAACCAGCACGGUCAGUUGCCUACCUGCACCAUAGGCCCACAAAUUACAAUCGCGAACGUUUGCAAAGAUCCCUGCUGCUCGUAUCAACUGCCUGCCUACCGAGAUCUACGUAUAAAUGAUCCUGCUUUCCAUUCUGUUUGCCAAUGUCUGGGUCAGACAACGCGCAGGAGGCCAAGAAAUAGUGCCGCUUGAAGUGAUUUGGGACGAGUUCUUGGAGUCACCAGAGUACGAACUCAUUGUCGCCAUGGUCGAAAACGAUUCUAUUGGCGAACUUUCCAACGACAAGGCGCUAAAGAUAUGGAUGGCGGCUAUCGAAAACGUAUCCUACAUGUGGAAGGCUCUAGUGUACGACAACCCGUACCACGUUGACAGCUCGGGUAUGAUCCUUGAGAAGACCCUCUCCAAGGACGACAAAGAAAUGUGGAACACCAUAUGCUUUCUUGUCAAGGGAGCAUUCUAUCUUUCGAACGGGAUCUCCCUUUCAAAACUGAAGCAAGAGAGAAGUGAUCGGUUCUUGAUGCACGCAGCGGCUGGCAUCCUUCCACGCUUCCAACAGAGAGGAACCCACCGCAGCAGAUUCCGUAUUGUCUGGGAGAGAAUCCUAAGCUUGCACGGAGACCAAGCUGCACAAGAAGGACCCGUCUUGAAGCGGUUUCCACUCCACAUCAUUGCCGCCACCAAGUGCACCCCACCCUGUACUCCUGAGACGGACUUGGUCGAUCCUACAAAGGAUAAUUGUGCCCGACUGCGGCUAGAUACGUUCGAUGGCAUAAUGGAAGUAAGCCCACAUUCCGUGUUUGCCGUCGAGGAUGCCGAAGGCAACUGCCCGUUUCACUUGGCCUGUGCAAGUGGGUAUUCAUGGACUGGUGUGUUGGAGACGCUGUUUCGAGCCGCUCCGUGGCCUGCCAUUUCGAGUCGAUCACUCGUAUUGAGGGCUGAGACUACUGCUACAGCACCCAACUCCAAGAAGAGGAUCCGUGGCAAAUGGUGGAAAUCCAAGUUGAAAUUGCGUUCGGAGAAGAAAGCUCGGUGGGGGCCUGAAAAGAACGAGGUGGCCUCCAAGAAAGAAGCCGAUGAAUUGAAUACAGUCUAUCAGCUCCUUCAAGCGGACCCAAACAUUGUCAUGUCCUCCCUUCUGGCAAACUAGGUUGUCAAGUAGAAUCAUGGCUUUGUAUGCGACAUGAAAGUGUAAUAUCGGUGGUGUUUUAAAAACGUAUUAGCAAACACGCAAGCAUCCUCGUGGCAUUGGAGCUACACUGUACCUCAGAGGCCUCUUCACACCGAGUUCCUGUCCCGCGCAACAAGGGAUGGUACAUCAAGCUGGCCCAACUUGAAGCAAUCAAUCUUCACCACAACUUGCAACUUACUUGGUUGUGCUUCCCUCACUGCCACUCUGAAGUUAUACUAGGAUCCGAGCAUGUAGAGCAACAUACAUCCCAAAAGAUCUUGUUUGCCAGGCAACCAAGGAAAGGAAUGGUUCAAGCAGUACUCGAGUAGAGCAACCAACCAGGAGAAGUAAACCCCCUCUGGUAGAGAUAAACCUACCGAUACCCCACGGUAUUGUCUGGGUGAAGUCGAGGCGAAGACUGACGGAAGACUGUGGGAAGUCUGAUGAGUGAAGACUGAGUGAAGACGGAGUGAAGACGGAGUGAAGACGGAGUGAAGACGGAGUGAAGACGGAGUGA
Seminavis robusta is the source of this 1966-nucleotide messenger RNA. The record is from the annotation of a GenBank genome assembly. NCBI's taxonomy places the organism in Eukaryota, Bacillariophyta, Bacillariophyceae, Naviculales, Naviculaceae.